AUGAAUAGAAGCAAGGAUUUCAAGCAUAAAUUUGAACAAUUAAUUCGAUCUUUAGAUUAAUUCGGUCAUCCUAUUGCAUUCACUUACAAGAAUAGCUCAUCGUUUAAAACAACUUUCGGUGGUGUUGUUACCUUAUGCGAAUUUGAUAUUGGAUUUUCAGUUGAAUUUCUUAUUCCGCCUGAAUAAGAAAUUAAGAGUAUUGAUUAAUACGUUGAAGUAAGUUUUUCAACUUUUAAAAAUAUCUAUUCCAAUGGAUCAUUCUCAGAAGAACUUAUUGAGCUACCAGUUUCUAAAUGUCAGGCUGGAAGAUUUAAUGGUGAGUAAUCCCAAACUGAAACCUUUGGAAUAACUAACAAAUAUACUUGCCCUAUAAACUUCAAAACUGCAUUAUAGGGUUCAUAUACCACAUAAUAUGCUUAAAUGCUUCAAGUAUAAGUAAGAAAGUGUAAUUAAACGAAUCUUACAAUAAAAAAUAAAACCUUGACUUGUGCUUCUGCAGAAGAAAUUGACAGAAUCUUAAAUCACUUGACAAUAAAUAUCCUAAUGACUAAUUAGUUCAUUGAUGUAAAUGAGAAAUAUGGAAAUCCAAUCAAGACAGUCUUGAAGCAGUUUUUUGCAACAGCAUAAUCAAAACUUUCUCUUUAUUAUCAAUUGAAAUUAGGCUAAAAUUUCCUAAUUUAAAGCACCUCCUCAUUAUCAAAUUUGCUAGGCUAAUAAAAUUUGACAUACUAUACAAUAACACAUGAUUCAAUGUAAAUUGCAGAUUCUAACUUAUUAGGCUCUUAUAUAACUUGUUAAAUACUACUUGAUGACAUAGUAACAACAACUAACAUGGAACUAUAUACCCUUUCAGAUGCACUUUCAAAUGUUGGAGGUAUUAUCGGAAUUAUCUCAAUCGUAGUUUAAGUUUUGGUAUCUAAAAUAUAGGAAUAAUUAUACUAUCAAUCUCUGAUUAAAUAAUAAUUUCAGAUCACAUCUGAUUUAAUUGUCAAAUAGCACAUAAAUGUAAAAAUAGGAAAAACAAACUUAAAUGAUCUAGAGCAACCAUCCAUGACGGGAUUAAAAAAUCAUUAGAAAGCUACUAAACUUGAUAAUUUAAUUAGAGAUUUAAAGAAUUGA
This is a messenger RNA of Stylonychia lemnae, 1119 nucleotides long. NCBI's taxonomy places the organism in Eukaryota, Ciliophora, Spirotrichea, Sporadotrichida, Oxytrichidae. The record is from the annotation of a GenBank genome assembly.